Molecule: messenger RNA, 2229 nt
Organism: Colletotrichum higginsianum IMI 349063
Lineage: Eukaryota; Fungi; Ascomycota; Sordariomycetes; Glomerellales; Glomerellaceae
Product: Glycosyl hydrolase family 3 N terminal domain-containing protein
Exons: 3
Coding region: 1-2229 (742 amino acids)
Biological process (GO): glucan catabolic process
Molecular function (GO): beta-glucosidase activity
Source: RefSeq, a predicted model, not a curated record
AUGCAUCUCUCCAAGGUGGCAUUCAUCGCCGCGGCGACGACCCUCGCAGCCGCGCAAAACUCGACGGGCCCUCGCCGGUCCCCGGAAUGGGACGCGGCCUACGCCAAGGCCGAGACGGCGCUGCCCCGCCUGUCCCUGGACGAGAAGAUCGGCAUCGUCUCGGGCAUCGGCUGGGGCAAGGGACUCUGCGUCGGCAACACGUCGCCGGCCUCAUCCAUCGGCUUCCCUUCCCUCUGCCUCCAGGACGGCCCGCUCGGCGUCCGCUACGCCAGCAACGUCACGGCCUUCGUGCCGGGCAUCCAGGCGGCGGCGACAUGGGACAUUGACUUGAUCCGCGAACGCGCCGCUCUUAAGGCCACCGAGGCCAGGGGCGUCGGCGUGCACGUCAUGCUCGGGCCCGCUUGCGGCGCCUUGGGCAAGAUCCCCAACGCCGGUAGGAACUGGGAGGGCUUCGGCCCCGACCCGUACCUCAUGGGUGUGGCGACCAAGGAGACGAUCGAGGGCAUGCAGUCGGUGGGCGUGCAGGCGACGGCGAAGCACUACAUCGCCAACGAGCAGGAGCUCAACCGGGAAACCAUUUCUAGCAACGUCCCCGACCGAGCCAUGCAUGAGUUGUACCUCUGGCCGUUUGCUGAGGCCGUCCGGGCCAACGUGGCGUCCGUCAUGUGCUCGUACAACAAGGUCAACGGCACGUGGGCGUGCGAGAACGACGCCGUCAUGAAGACGCUGCUCAAGCAGGAGCUCGGCUUCCCCGGCUACAUUAUGACGGACUGGUUCGCCACGACGGGCACUGUCAGCGGCGCCAACGCCGGGCUCGACAUGAUGAUGCCCAACGCCAACUGGGCCAACGACCCGGACUCGGUCUGGUGGGGCCCGCGCCUCAAGGCGGCCGUCGAGAGCGGUCAGGUCUCGCUGUCGACCCUCGACGACAAGGUCCGCCGCAUCCUCGCCGCCUGGUACCUCCUCGGCCAGGACCAGGGCGAAUACCCCCCCGUGAACCUCGCCGCAGACGUGCAGGCCGACCACAAGCAGAACGUGCGCGCGACGGCCCGCGACGGCAUCGUCCUCCUCAAGAACGAUGGGGCCGUGCUGCCCCUGAAAGCCCCGCGCAAGAUCGCCGUCGUCGGCUCCUCGGCCGUCAACAACCCGGACGGCAUCAACGCCUGCUACGACCGCAGCUGCAACACGGGCACGCUCGGAAUGGGAUGGGGGUCAGGAACCGUUGACUACCCGUACCUUGUAGCGCCGCUGGACGCGAUGCGGGAGCGGGCGGAGCGGGACGGCACCGAGGUGGUGGCGAGCAGCACGGACGACGGGCCGCAGGGGGCGGCGGCGGCGGCCGGCGCGGACGUGGCAUUCGUCUUCGUCACGUCGGACUCAGGGGAGGGCUAUAUCAAUGUAAAUGGCAACCCCGGAGAUAGGCUCGAUUUAAACUUUUGGCACGGAGGCAACGAGCUCGUGGAGGCGGUGGCGGCGGCCAACGACAACGUUAUCGUGGUCGUCCACAGCACGGGGCCCGUCAUACUGGAAAAGGUACUCGCGCAGCCGGGCGUCAAGGCCGUCGUGUGGGCUGGGCUCGGGUCGCAGGAGACGGGCAACGCGCUCGUCGACGUGCUCUGGGGCGCGACGAACCCCAACGGCAAGCUGCCGUACACCAUCGGCAAAAGCGCCGCCGACUACGGCACCGCCGUGUCCCAGGGGGACGAGGACAACUACAGGGAGGGCCUAUUCAUCGACUAUAGGCACUUUGAUUUCUUGGGCAUCGAGCCGCGGUACGAGUUUGGUUUCGGACUGUCGUACACCAACUACACGUACUCGGAUAUCGGCGUCACGUCGACGGCGAAGGCAGGCCCCGCGGUCGGCCAGGUGGUGCCUGGCGGGCGAGCGGACCUCUUCGAGAUCGUGGCGACGGUGACGGCGACGGUGACGAACACGGGCGGCGUGGCGGGUGCCGAGGUGGCGCAGCUGUACAUCACGCUGCCGCCUAGCGCGCCCGAGUCGCCGCCGAAGCAGCUCCGCGGUUUCCAAAAGCUGCGGCUUGGCGUCGGCGAGUCGGGCACGGCGACGUUCCACCUGCGGCGCAAGGAUCUGAGCUACUGGGACGUCGGGCGGCAGAACUGGAUCGUGCCGAGCGGCGCGUUCAUCGCGAGGGUCGGGGCGUCGAGCCGCAAUCUCCGACUGGAGGAUACGUUUAUUGUGUCGUCGUGCCAGUCGGCGCGUUUGCGGUGA